AAACUCCGCAAUGCCCAGUCGCGCUCGCUCUAUACCGAACCCAUGCCUACGACAACGACUCCAGAUGCGGAUGCCAUCGCUGAUUGUGUCCUCUCAGCCUUUGACCAGCUCCCAGACAAACGCAAACCGCGGCCCCGCACCGAUGGCUCGAGGGAAUGGGUUCCACUCGCCGGAAUCGUCUUAUCUAAGGGCGAUAGGCUGUCAUGCGUCUCAUUAGGGACUGGUAUGAAAUGCCUCCCCUCCAACAGAUUGGCCCUCGCACAAGGGAACAUCUUACACGACUGGCAUGCCGAAGUACUCGCCAUACGAGCCUUCAACCGCUACUUACUGGACCAAUGCCUUCUGAUAUCUACCCCACCAUUCCCCGCCUCAGACUUCCUACGUCAGCGAUCAAGUCAAGAGCACUCUGAACUUGAGAGCCAACCAUUCGCCAUUCGAGAGGAUGUCUCCAUCCACAUGUACUGCUCCGAAGCACCUUGUGGUGAUGCCAGCAUGGAGCUAGUCAUGGACGCCCAAGAAGAUGCAACACCAUGGACGAGCGCCCCACCCACAGUGGUAAACGCCUCCUCUCCCAGCUCAGAUGCCCUCGAGGGAUCCGCACUCAGAGGCCGCUCCAACUUCUCCCUUCUCGGCGCCGUGCGGUGCAAACCCUCACGCCCAGACGCCCCACCAACACUCAGCAAAUCCUGCACAGACAAGCUCACGCUCAAACAAGCUGCCUCUCUGCUCUCCACCACAAACUCCCUCCUCAUAUCUCCAAGGAAUGCAUACAUACACUCCCUGGUCCUACCAACCUCUCAACUUGUACCCGCAGCCUGCGAACGUGCCUUUUCCCGCUUGGGACGCCUCAAAACUCUCACUGAUGACACGACUAACACUUGGCAAGGUGGGUAUGGCUUCCACCCCUUUAACGUCAGACCCUCGUCAAGGGAGUUUGCAUGGAGUCGCAGGAGCAUCGGACUGGGCGAGAAAGCUGUGCCCAGCAAUUUGAGCGCUGUCUGGACGCCUUCUUGGCAAGAGACGUUGAUCGGUGGUGUAUUACAGGGAAGGAAGCAGACGGACCCGAGGGGCGCAAGCCAGCUCUGUCGGAGAAGCAUGUGGAAGACAGCGGUGCAGGUUGCAGGCCUCGUGGGGAUGCCCCUGUUAAUCGAAGCAUUUGGAAAAGCAGCGUACAAGGAGAUGAAGGACGACACUGCAAUAGCUCACAGGAGACGAGUCAAAAACGACAUGAAGAUCGCGCUGAAAGGCUGGGUCGCAAACUCAGGAGAUGAAGCGUUUACUCUUGAAGACUCGAUGAAGUCUUGAUAUCCUCAAGGAGAAUUAAACAUCCUUUAACCCG
Messenger RNA from Cucurbitaria berberidis CBS 394.84, 1339 nucleotides. RefSeq lists its product as uncharacterized. Gene Ontology annotation, biological process: tRNA wobble adenosine to inosine editing. Lineage: Eukaryota; Fungi; Ascomycota; Dothideomycetes; Pleosporales; Cucurbitariaceae. Bases 43 to 1305 code for a protein of 420 amino acids. The transcript has 3 exons. The record is from RefSeq and is a predicted model, not a curated record. Gene Ontology annotation, molecular function: tRNA-specific adenosine-37 deaminase activity; RNA binding.